This is a messenger RNA of Strongylus vulgaris, 969 nucleotides long. The record is from the annotation of a GenBank genome assembly. NCBI's taxonomy places the organism in Eukaryota, Metazoa, Nematoda, Chromadorea, Rhabditida, Strongylidae.
AUUUCAAGUCUUGCACCAUUCGUUACUCUUUCAGGCCGAUUUGGCAAUCAAAUUUCAAGUCUUGCACCACUCGUUACUCCUUCAGGCCGAUUUGGCAAUCAAGUGGACCAGCUUCUUGGUGUAAUGCAGUUCACUCGUUUUCUUAACAGAACGCUUGUGCUGCCUAAUUUCAUUGAAUAUCCUUAUCCAAAUACUGUUAUGACGCCAUUUGAAAAUAUAUUCCAAGUAGCUGAAGUCAAAAAAUACCAGAAAGUAGUUACAAUGGUGGAGUUUACUCGAGAUAUAAUGCCGAAAAUUUGGCCGAGAGAGAAGCGAACAGCAUUUUGCUGGGCUCCACGCAAGUCAAUAUACGAUGACAAGGCCCCUGCUGGUUGUCAUCCAAAAGAAGGGAAUCCAUUUGGUCCAUAUUGGGACAAAAUCGGGGUAUCCUUUGUAAAUGAUGCAUAUUUUGGUGAUAUACCGGGAGGAUUCGAUUUAACUGCUAAGGGAUCGAAAUCGGAAUGGCUUGAUAAAUUUUCUGCUGUUGAUUUCCCCGUGCUAGCUUUUCCAUCUCCACCAGCACCAUUUCCAUCUAAGUCCAACACUUGGGAGCUGCAGAGGUAUGUUCAAGAUUCCGAGUUGGUUGAAACGGUUGGAAAGACUGGUGCACGAUCAGUGUUCGUUUCGAGCGAUAAAGAUCAUAUGAUUGAGACGAUAAACGAGGCUCUACAAGCUUAUGAUGUGAGUUUAUCGCGUUCCUAUUUUCUAAUACAAAGAGAAAAGAAUUUUAGUCAUAAAGUGCAAGCCUAUCGACUGAAUCCGGAUGAUCCUUUCGUCUCAUUGGCCAUUCUUGGUAAAGCUGACCACUUCAUUGGGAACUGCGUAUCUACUUUCUCUCACAUCGUAAAGCGUGAGAGGGAUAACAGAAAGCAGCCUAUGCCAACUACUUAUUUUGGUAUAAGAGACAGGAGUAGACGACUGGAAUUGUGA